GUAGUGAACUUGUGAUAUUUGUUUGUGUUUCUUCUGAUCAGAGGGAGCAGGCACUCCGUAUCACGCAACUUGGGUCAAGAUCAGUUUCUUGCUUUGCUCUUAGGAAGAGGGCAUCAUAGAAAGGAGAGAUUUCUGGGGUAGCGUUAAGUGUGGCGCUGGAGCAAUUGAAGUUUGUGUUUGUGAUGCCCCCCAUUUGGUGUGUCGCAGACCCGGUGGGGAGGGUGGUGAAAGAGGAGUCACCGUCAGUCCAUUUUUGAGUGUUGAGUCAGUCUACCCGGCAGUCAUGUUAGGAUAUAUCAGUUAUCCUGUUAGAGCUUUUGUGCCAAAUCCACUGCAUUGUUUCAGGUGCAGCAGUGUGUAGGAGGGAGAUUCCAAGAUGUGGGAAGUAUGCAGGAGGGCAUGGGACAGAGGAUUGUGAAGUUGUGUGUGUUAACUGUAGGAGUGCCCAUCUUGCUGGGGUUUGGAUGUGUCCGGUGCGAGAGGCAAAUUGAAGUGGCCAGAGUCAGACUAAUGCAGAGGGUGUAGUAUGCUGAGGCCAUUUUGAAAGUGGAGGAGGAUGGGUCACAGGUGAGGGUCCUGAGAGGAUCCCAGUGGGUAAUCGAGUUGUACCAGUACAGAGGGAUAGGGUAACGAGUUAUGUUUCAGUAAGGUUGGCUUCUUAGCAAUGGUUAUCAACUGUACCGCAGAAAUGGAAAGUAAAUCACAUAAAAUGGAUGUGGUGGCAGCUGCAGAGAUGUAUUUGGGUAUACGAUUUGACUUCAUAAGAGUUUUACUGGGUGUGUUGAGGGGUGGUGUCCCAUCCUUCCAGUCCGUUGGUAUGGUGCAGGAGAUGAUAGGGUAAAAGUAGUGGAAUGGGGUAAUGGGUUUUUAAUGAGUGUAGGUGUCUACGGCUAUAUGUAACUUUCUUAUAGGACCAGAACUAAUUAAGAUAAUUUUAUGUAGGUAGGCUGUGAUUGGCCUCACACUCCAGGACUGUAGGUGGCGGUGUAUGCGCCUACAAUUUGGAUGCGAUCCGCCAACCAAAUUCCAAGGACUAAGUAAACGGAAGUAAACAUGGUCAAGAACAAUUUUCACGUUUGUGUUUUUGUCAUUUAGACAUUUUAACAACCAUGGAAUUCAAAAUAUGACGAAUUUAACUGCACAGCACUAAACACUUACCCCAGAUAAUCGUUAAUUCGCGUUGGCGACAGGACUUGGAUGAUAGAUGUUAACGUUAUCUAGUAAGUAACGCUAACUUAGCUGCUAACAAUGGCCAUGGUUUUUCACACUCAAAUAGCGUCCAUCAUGGAGGUGCUAGCGAAUGCAGCCGUGGCAGAGAUCUGUAAACUCGUAGACGACGACUAUGCAGUGGUUCGUUUGGAAAUAACUCAAAGCCAGAAAGAAAUCACUGCAUUGCGGAGGAAACUUCAGCUAAUCGAACUGAAGGUGGCACGGGAGCGCGCAGAGAAGACAAUGCGAGAGCGCGUCCUCGCCAGUCGUCCCAGUAGUGACAAGAUCCUCAACCGAUACAGAGGAAUGGCAAGAGGUGAAGGACAUCUCACUGGAGGCCACAGAAGCUUUGUGAAGCCAGCAGGACACAAUACAUGGAGAGAUGACCAGCCAAUCACUGUUGAUGAUGGGAGUGGAACCUCAACCCAGCACGUUAUCGUGAUAGAGUCUGAAGAUGCAAGUCCUGGUGUCAAGCUGGAGAAGUCUGAACGGGAGGAGGACCCACGGCACAGCAGAGACAUCCAGACUGGAGUAGCCUCCCCUGUAGCCACGGAGGACCCCACCACUGCCCCAGAGCUGCCCAGGACCCGACGCAGAAUCACGGAGGAGGAGGAGGGUCCAGAGGUGCUGCUGGUGAAGGAGGAGGGUUUGGGGAACCCUGAGGGGAACAUGGUCAUGGAGGACAACCAGACUAAACCUCCUCCUGAACCCACAGAGGAACCAGCUGAGCAGCACAGGACCACACACAGUCUCACUGAGUCAGUAGACAUGGAGGAUGGGAAGCCUGAUCUGCUGCUGGUCAAAGAGGAGACGAUAGAAGAUGGACCAGAGAGCGUUGAUCUGCUGACUGGAUUAAAGAUGGGGGAGCAAGGUGGUUGGCUGGAGGUUAACAGAGGAGACUGGGUGGCCAUUUUGGAUUGCCAGACCGGUGCAGUGAAGGGCCCAGGGGAGAACGUCACUGAGCAGGCCAGAUCCAGUAGCGACAUAGUCGAGGUCUGUGGAUGGGACAGCGUCCUCAACUCCGGGCCUGGGAUCAACACUGUUAACCACAACCAGAAACAAACUGCCGAACACAAAACCACAACUGAACUUAGUCUCCAUGACAACAGACUGACUGAGACGACAGCGAGGCGUAGAUUUGGUCUGCAGGGACGGGGAGGUGUCCGUAUGCGGUUGGAGAGAACAGACACAGACUCGGCUAGCGAUGCUCCGUCCUGCUUCUAUAGUUGUGAUUCAGAGAGACUGAUGGCGCCUCCGGUUAACCCCCUAACAGAUGCUGCCUUCAGCCUGCCUUCUAUAGGAUCUAUCAACUGGAACAUGGACCCUGUGAGAACACAGACACUCCCUGGCCUUCAUCCUCCUCACACUCUCCUUAUGUUAAACCAGACCUCAGACAAUUCUUCAACACUAAAUGGCUACACAAGCCCAUUGACAAAUGACAGUAGUAGAGACGGAAUCAGUAAAGAGAAGCGCUUCCCGUGUUCGUUCUGUGGGAAAGCUUUCAGUUUCCCAAAACAGGUGGAGAUCCACCAGAGGAUACACACGGGGGAGAAGCCAUUCGGCUGUCACCUGUGCCGUGCCCGUUUCUCCCGAUCGACCCACCUGAAGAGGCAUCAGAGGGUCCACACAGGAGAGAAACCCUACAGCUGCCCCCAGUGUGAGAAGAGGUUCUCCCACCAGCACAAUAUGAAAGUGCACCUGAAGGUCCACACGGGAGAGGCCGUUCGCAUGUACGCACUGCGGGAAGAGGUUCUCAGAGAGGAGACACAUCAGGAUACACCAGCAGAAAAUGCACAAGACCCAUGUCUACCGUAUAGGGACAUGUAAUGUAUUAUAAGCAUUUUGCUACACCUGCAAUAACAUUGCUAAACACGUAUGUGACAAUAUAAUUUAAUUUGAUUAUUUAGUGCUAGUUAGUUUGGGAUGUAGUAGGGAACCGGAUGAGGAAAUGAGUGUGAUGAGGCAGAGUAGAUGAUAUGGUGUCUGUAAAAGUGCUUCGCUGAUGUAAAGUGAUAACCUUGUCCUGUUUUUGUGCAAUGUAAUGUUUUAUCCUUUUCCAAAGUGUUCUAAAAUGUAUUUUAUUAAAGUGAGAGUUCUAGAUGUACGGUAAGUUUUACCAUAGUGAGAACAGUUAUUAAACUUGUCACACGUAUCAUUUUGUAUAAAAAGUACUGAACUUCGUUAUGAGUGUAGGACUAUUUGGUUUACGUUAAAUACAACAUUAACUCUGUGCUGACUUACUUGGUUAUUUUUGUAUCAUUGUAGGGACUGAGUUUUCCUUCUCUCAGUCGAACCGAAACAUACACUGCUCAAAAAAUAAAGGGAACACUUAAA
Molecule: messenger RNA, 3543 nt
Organism: Oncorhynchus mykiss (rainbow trout)
Lineage: Eukaryota; Metazoa; Chordata; Actinopteri; Salmoniformes; Salmonidae
Biological process (GO): regulation of transcription by RNA polymerase II
Molecular function (GO): RNA polymerase II cis-regulatory region sequence-specific DNA binding; DNA-binding transcription factor activity, RNA polymerase II-specific
Source: RefSeq, a predicted model, not a curated record